Coregonus clupeaformis (lake whitefish) is the source of this 4078-nucleotide messenger RNA. RefSeq names its product guanine nucleotide-binding protein subunit alpha-11. Gene Ontology annotation, cellular component: heterotrimeric G-protein complex. The coding region runs from base 1042 to 2121 and encodes 359 amino acids. The transcript is spliced from 7 exons. The record is from RefSeq and is a predicted model, not a curated record. Gene Ontology annotation, molecular function: guanyl nucleotide binding; G-protein beta/gamma-subunit complex binding; GTPase activity. Gene Ontology annotation, biological process: adenylate cyclase-modulating G protein-coupled receptor signaling pathway; phospholipase C-activating dopamine receptor signaling pathway; action potential. NCBI's taxonomy places the organism in Eukaryota, Metazoa, Chordata, Actinopteri, Salmoniformes, Salmonidae.
GGCAUCAAUCUAGAGUGUGCCAUGCCCACGGUUUUCCACAGAAACGGAGACGUAACGAUCUGCUAGCGAGUGAUGGAUCCAUCUUCUUGAACGAAGGCCACCAAUACCCUUAAAAAAAUAAAAAAUAACUAGCGGCUGUGUUUUCAUGGGAAAUGUAUUAGCAAGCUGACGUUAGAUAGCUCGAUAACUGCGCCAAAAAUGAUGCGAGAUUCAAUCGAAUGCGGCAAUGCUAGCUAGUCGGCCAAAUCUGACUGGGGAAUGAUCAUUUCUCAGUUUGCCAGCAUCACAGCUCUGACACAUCACGAAGCCGUUCAGCUAACGAGACAUAAUAACGCUGGAACCUAGCUAGCGUUUAGUUGGAUAGAAAAAGAGGACGAACAUUUGCUGGGAAGCGGGGACUGUGCCAUUGCAAGACUGGCCAUAUGGAUGCAGCGCCUUCGUGUGCAUUUUACUGACAAUUGUGGCUUGGCUCUAGCUAGGGGGCGGACAGCGCAGAGAAGGCGGACAGUUGGCUAUAUUAGCUAACUAGCUUGUUGUUGGAUGUCGCGACAGUGCAGUUAGCCCCGUUCGUUGUGUCAGGCCAGGGACCAGGGACGCACGAGCCGAAUCAGUGGACAGGGGGUAUCGCAAUCGAGGCGGGCUAAAGGGAUAGUUAGCUAGCCAGGCAGCUAGCUAGUUGUCCAACUAGCUAGCUAACGUGAGAAAUCUAAAACAAGGCUUGAAGCGAGCAUCAACGGAGAGAGGCCCUCAACACACCCCCUCGCAUCGACACUGCCCCCUCUUCCCCGAUCCUCCCGUGAUUUGCUGAGAUCCGUACACGGGUAAAGUCGGACAGUUCUCGGUUGGGGGACAACUUGACAGCGAGGCCCCUAGCUCCCCUCCCCCCAUUCCCAUCCAAGACCCCUUAGUCCACCUCCUCGUCAGACAUUAAUUAGAAGCAAGGGUAGGGAUAUUAGAUACCUAGCUAACGUUAACCCAUCCAACCGAAGUCUGUCAUCCAGAUAGUCCCUUUUAAACCGCGGGCUGCCAAAACCAGGAGGGAUGACUUUGGAGUCGAUGAUGGCUUGCUGCCUGAGUGAAGAGGCGAAGGAAUCGAAACGAAUCAAUGCGGAGAUAGACAAACAACUCCGGCGAGACAAGCGGGACUCGAGGAGAGAACUGAAAUUGCUCCUUCUCGGUACAGGAGAGAGUGGGAAGAGUACAUUCAUCAAGCAGAUGAGGAUCAUCCAUGGGGCAGGCUACACAGAAGAGGACAAGAGGGGUUUCAUCAGGCUGGUCUACCAGAACAUCUUCACCUCCAUGCAGUCUAUGAUCAAAGCCACAGAAAACCUCAAGAUCCCCUUCAAAUACGAACAGAACCGGUCUAAUGCCAUGUUAGUGAAGGAGGUGGACAUAGAGAAGAUCUGUGGCUUCGACCAGCCCUACAUCAGCGCCAUCAAGACCCUGUGGGCCGACCCUGGGAUACAGGAGGCCUACGACAGACGCAGAGAAUACCAGCUUUCAGACUCCACUAAAUAUUACCUUAGUGAUAUAGACCGUGUCACGGCGGGGGGAUAUGUUCCUACUCAGCAGGAUGUGCUUCGUGUCCGGGUCCCCACUACGGGAAUCAUAGAGUACCCGUUUGACCUGGAGAACUGCAUCUUCAGGAUGGUGGAUGUAGGGGGUCAAAGGUCAGAGAGGAGGAAGUGGAUCCACUGUUUUGAGAACGUCACUUCCAUCAUGUUCCUGGUGGCCCUCAGCGAGUACGACCAAGUCCUGGUGGAGUCUGACAACGAGAACCGUAUGGAGGAGAGUAAGGCGUUGUUUAGGACCAUCAUCACCUACCCCUGGUUCCAGAACUCUUCAGUCAUCCUGUUCCUCAACAAGAAGGAUCUGCUGGAGGAGAAGAUUGCAUACUCCCACCUGGUCGACUACUUCCCUGAGUUUGAUGGUCCCCAGCGAGAUGCCCAGGCAGGCCGGGAGUUUAUCCUGAAGAUGUUUGUGGACCUGAACCCGGAUAGCGAUAAGAUCAUCUACUCCCACUUCACCUGCGCCACGGACACCGAGAACAUCCGCUUCGUCUUCGCUGCCGUCAAAGACACCAUCCUGCAGCUCAACCUCAAAGAAUACAACCUGGUCUGAGAGACUCUUGCACGCACACACACUCCUCCCAGUUGCACAGCUUAGCCUACACACACACACACACACACACACACACACACACACACACACACACACACACGGAUACCUAUGAAGCUUACACAUACCUACACGUCUAGUUGAUCUUUCCCCCUCCUGCUUUUCACUCCAGAGAUUUAAGACCCCUCUCUUCCUAUAUCUCUCCUCCCAUUCGCUCUCUCAUUCCUUCCCUCUUUCUACCCUUUUGCCAUAAGCCUGUCCUCUCCCUCGUUCUCAGCAUCUUAUCAGUCUCCUCUUCUCCACACCACACACACACACACACGCCAUGCAGUAUACAGUGACUACGGGAGGGAACAAUGGGAUGUGUGUGUGUGUCUGUGUGUGCGUCUGCGCCUGUGUGUGUGUGUGAGAAGGUGAGGAAGAGGACCAGUGCGGUCAGUGAACUGUGGGUCUUUAACCCUUGAACCCUCAGUCAACUGGCCUGAGAUCACGUCCUCUGAUUGGUGGAAGGAGUGAACCAACCGCAAGGCAAAAACCACCUGAGGGGGUGACGUUUUACACUCUAUGAGGGAGGGGCUAAAGACUGGGAGGGGGAUGGAGACAAUGAGGUAACAAAGGAAGCCACCAGGACCUGAGCAGGAAGUGAUGUCACACACAGAAGUGAGGGGGCAGACCAAGGAUCCUGUUUCCACCUCGCAUCGAUGAAUGUAUACUCCGAGUGAGCGUUGCAAACGCAAAAAAAAUAUAUAAUUAAAUAUAUAUGUUAUAAAGUAAUUACGUAUGUAGACAAAAUACACUAAGACUGAAAGCACCAGAGAGAGAGGGAAAAGCAAAUCUAUGAAAUCUGUGUAUCGCUGAGCUUUUUUACAAACCGUUUUUAAUAAUAGUAACUCGUUGCUAAUAAGUCGUUUGAAAAGUUUUAGAAGCGGUUAACAAAACAAAAUCACUAAAUCUCGUAUUUAAAACAUUUGCAAAAUAGACAAAAUAUCACAAAACAAGAUGGUAACCAGAAACGGACUCUAAUUUUAUCCUUUACAGACGGCUGUGGUUGUUCAUGUUUAGGUUUGAUCACAUCGCUUCCCUCCUUCACUGGUUUACUGACUGAUAGACCGAAACCUUCCGUUUGACAUCCACAGUACCACGUUCUGUUUGAUACACGCUAUGUUAAGAUUACUGAACAUCCGAUACUCGCUACUAUGGUCUGAUUGGACAGUUGCUGAGGGGGAGGGAGUCAUGUAUGGAUGAUGUCAUCAGCGUACGGUACAUCAGUCUGUGAAAAAUGACAUCACGCAUUAAGUCGCCCAGUGACCCAAUCAGAUGUGCUCUGGAGAUUCUGGGCAAUUCAUCCCCACGAAUGACACGGUGGCAUCCAUUAUCCCAGACACACAGGAAGCUUUACGUUGUUUACCUUUUUUUACUGUAUAGACACUUUUGUUUGUUGAUGAGAGGUGGUUGUUGAUUGGUGGGAGCAGGAGAGGUAUGAUCCUGUCUCUCCCAGAUGGACAGACAAGCCACUCUGAAGUCUACAAAAAGUUAUUGUUUGUGUAUAUUUCUGUUUGUAAAUACAUGUACACAGAAACGCUCCUGUACAAAAACACUCUGUGGUACAGUACACCAUCUUUGGCAAAACAAAAAAAAAUCCUUUUUUUUUUCUCGAUAGUGUACUGUUUUUGUUUUCCUAUGAAUUUACUAGUAUUUAUACUGUGAUUCUGGAUUUCUUUGAUUAUUGAUAAUCAGUUGAUUUAUAAGAGGACUACACACACAGAGGGCUGCAGUGAGAGGAAAGGAACGGUAUCAGAACGUAGGUUCUAAACAAUCAGGAGCCUUCUAUUCUAGAACCUUUUAGAACAUUCUAGAUCCACGGCACUCCUCUGCAGCUUCUCCCUACUAACACUAGAGCAGAUUAGUUAUUCACAAUAUGUUGACAAAAGACAUGAUAUUAAAAGAGUAACUAAAUAAA